AUGUCUCUUCAUCAGUCAGAUAUCAUAUUAGACUACGCAUUCAGCAUUAAAACGGAGAGCAUCAACAAUUCUCAGGAUUGCGUUUCAGUACUUGUAGCAGCUCUGCAGGAGCUCCAAAAUGGAAUAAAUACCAUAAUAUCUCAUCAUUCACAAAAGUCAGAGCAGGAGGACUGCUGGCCAAAAGAUGUUAUUUCGCCGCUCAACGAGGUGCCACCUGAGGUCCUCAAUGACCCCUUCCAAGAAGUGAGUGACGCAACACCUUCCUUUGACAAUUUUGUGAGUGAAGAAACUCAGCAGCAACUGGAAUCGGGCCUCCUUGUUCGCUGGGAUGACAAGCAAGUGUGUGAGGAGUCUGGAAUCGUCAUCAAAAGCUUGGAGGACAAAAACACUGUAACCCUUGAAGUUCUCAACUCGGUGUUUGAAAAUGCCAGUGAGAAAAGCUGGAGCGGAAGUGAAAGCAACGCUGAGAAAUUCAUUGUAGAAAAUGAGGGUUCAUAUGAAUGUCAAAACUGCAAUGAGAGUUUUUCCAACUCUUCGAAACUUGAGUCGCACAGAGUUAAGCAUCACGCUCUUCCAUCAUCUUGUGACUUGUGUGGAAAAUCCUUCUCCUCUGUUUCGGCGCUUCAAGUGCACUGCAAAAAUGAACAUGAAGGCGCCGGCUGUUUUGCAUGCCCAACGUGCAAAAAGCGCUUCAUGCUCCGGCUCAGCUACGAAAGGCACUUGAAAUCCCACAAUCCUUCGCUAACUGCAGUUUGUGAGAUAUGUGGCAAAGCAUUUAAGAGAGCCGAUUACAUGAAGCGCCACUACAUGAUGCACUCCAAAAAGAGGCCACACUCAUGUGAUGUGUGCGAAAAGACUUUCAGUAGUCCUUCUUCCCUUAAAAUUCACAAGACGCAAGUCCACGAGCAACUGAAAGAUCAUCCGUGCGAUAAAUGUGGAAAGAAGUUUGCCAGAAUGGACAAAUUGAAAGAGCACCUGAAACGACAUGAAAACGUUCGGAAACACGAGUGCGAGUUUUGCCACAGAAAGUACGUCGAAAAAAGAGAUUUGCGAAUACACUUGCCAAAGUGCGGCCCUGGCGCCGAACCCUUCACUAAAAAGAGCAAGAAACCCUCAGUCCAGUGA
Molecule: messenger RNA, 1125 nt
Organism: Neocloeon triangulifer
Lineage: Eukaryota; Metazoa; Arthropoda; Insecta; Ephemeroptera; Baetidae
Product: zinc finger protein 239-like
Exons: 7
Coding region: 1-1125 (374 amino acids)
Biological process (GO): regulation of transcription by RNA polymerase II
Molecular function (GO): RNA polymerase II cis-regulatory region sequence-specific DNA binding; DNA-binding transcription factor activity
Source: RefSeq, a predicted model, not a curated record